GUCACAUUUAUCACAUUCACCACGAGUCAGUCAACUGCCAUAUGCGGCCCAUUCCAAUUGUGUAAUGAUACAUUCAAUCCUGUUGUUACAUGUAUAGAAUGCCUCAUUGAGGCUGGCGGUUAUCACUGUAUCCCCACGGGAGCUCCUUUUCGUUCGCUCACCAAGUACAUUAAUGUGUUGUGAUACAACCAAAAAUCCACGGUGGGCAAGCUAAGCUGCAUCCAGCGGUAUAGACAAAACUUCACUUCUCCGAUAUAGACACCACAAAGAAACCACGCGCAUGGAUGAUUCAGACCUACAUGAUGCCUUCCCAGAUGAAGCCCCCAUAGGCGAAGACUCUAUCCUUUCGACACGAGGUCUCGAAGCUUUUACUCGAAAGGUUACCACCACCGCGAGUCAUCUAGCUGGCCAUGCCGUCGAUCCCAGCGGGAGUCACUACCACAACGCCAUGGGCCACGUUCACAAGCAGCUCUCGCGGCCUGCCAUGCAGCGACGAAUGUUCUCGAUGGCCAGGACGUCUCCUACCGAUCUUGUUCGCUCCAAGUUCUCGACAGCCGAAAUACAAUCUCGCGCCCUUUCAUACUUAUCCGACGAAAUGCUGCAGAAUAUUCCCGAAGAUGAAAAUGCAUACUCUCUUUUCCAAGGCUUUCAGGCGAGCUUCCCCGAUAUAACGACAGACAGCAACAAGAAACACAGGAGAAGAGCCUCGAGAGGGAGGAAGAUGCUAGAGGAGUCGCCGAUGCCCGCCGAUAGCCCACAACAUUUGCACAAGUUAAAGAAGGGAAGGUCUACCUUGAUUCACGAACUGGAAAUGCUUGCGAUCAGGAAAAACAUGGCCAGUAGCGAAAUACGUGAGAUCGACAACAAGAUCGCAAAUCUUUCGGGUAUGCGCCGGAUCAUUCUAGAUAGGUUGGCAGAUUUGGAACAUGAAGAAUCUCUAUUAGAACAUGAUAUUGUCGAUAUGGAAAGUCGGAUAGAUGUAGCACAGGUACUCGUUGAUGAGGCUGAAUCGAUAGCCGCCGCCAAUGCGGAAACUACAAGAUCAGAUGAGGAUGAUCUAAUAACGGAUGAAGAUGUUGAUGAAUUCAUGUCAAAAUCCGUAUAUGAGAAGAUACCGCCUGUAUCAAAUACGCCCUCUGGCCACAGACGACAGAAGUCCAUGCGACGGAGAUCUAUGCCUGUCUUACACGAACAUUUCGAUCCUGGCUUCAAUAUUCGGGAGAUCAAAGCUCACGCUGACCAAAUCACAGCUUUAGAUUUCGAUGUGCCUUUUGGUACUAUGGUCUCGGCGUCCCUGGAUGACACGGUCAAAGUAUGGGAUCUCAAUGCUGGGCGUUGUAUAGGUUCACUGGAGGGUCAUACGGCGUCUGUGCGGGCGCUGCAAGUUGACGACAACAUCCUUGUCACAGGUUCUGCGGAUGCCACUGUAAGGUUAUGGGAUUUGAGUAAGGCUCACUAUGAUCCCCAUGGCAGCCGCUUUGGACGGGAUGACGAAGAAGAUGACGGAAUAGCCUUUGAAAACCCAGACGAUCAGCCGGUUGAUCCUCCAGCCGGAAGCAUGGCGGAUUGCCCGCUGUUUAUACUGCAAUCGCACGUUGAUGAAAUUACUGCUCUACACCUCCGAGGCGACGUACUAGUUUCGGGCUCCUCGGACAAGACACUACGUCAAUGGGAUCUUGAAAAAGGUCGCUGUAUACAAACGUUAGAUGUGAUGUGGGCGGCCGCGCAGGCUUCCGCAUCUCUUGGCUCCGGCGAAGGCACAUGGAGACAGACUUCCCGCCAGGCCUCGGGUGCCGCCGAUUUUGUAGGCGCACUGCAAGUUUUUGAGUCCGCUCUUGCGUGUGGCACGGCGGAUGGAAUGGUUCGCCUAUGGGAUCUGCGCAGUGGCCAAGUCCACCGCAGUCUUGUUGGGCAUACCGGACCAGUCACUUGUCUGCAGUUUGACGACGUACAUAUCGUUACAGGAAGUUUAGAUCGAAGCAUACGGAUAUGGGAUCUGCGUACAGGAUCUAUCUUCGAUGCAUAUGCGUAUGAUAACCCAAUCACCAGCAUGAUGUUCGAUAGCCGGCGCAUCGUCAGUGCUGCCUGCGAGGACGUCGUCAAAGUGUACGAUAAGAUGGACUCGAGGCAGUGGGACUGCGGCGCGGGUAUCACUGAGGCCGAAGACGGACGCACGCCCGCCAUCGUCGAACAUGUGCGCAUUAAAGAGGGAUACAUGGUCGAAGGGCGCCGAGAUGGCUUGCUCGGUGUAUGGGCGUGCUAGAAAAAAACUUGCGAGCAAUGGCUGCAUCACAGGGUCAAAGGGGCUUCAGAUAUACUGUAUAUAUGUAUACUUUACGAAGAGAUGUUUUUUGCGUGCACGGCCUGGAUUCCAUGACUGAAGUUACUUGGCCAAGGAUCAACGAAGAUGAACACCGUUAUUCGAACACGUCAUAUGAAGCUUUACUUCUACUUCGUGCCACUUCUUGUAGCCCCGAUGGUUGCGAACGAACUCUUGUGCGCCCAUUUUAUAAGUACAAUUAUCGUCAAAUUGCGAAUUGAAUGCUUGUAGGUCCAUUGGUGUAUAUAGUUUAUGAGGAGUGAGAAUAUGAUAUGAAUGUCUUCGCCUCAUCAGCG
Messenger RNA from Xylaria bambusicola, 2616 nucleotides. RefSeq names its product mitochondrial division protein. Bases 281 to 2263 code for a protein of 660 amino acids. NCBI's taxonomy places the organism in Eukaryota, Fungi, Ascomycota, Sordariomycetes, Xylariales, Xylariaceae. Gene Ontology annotation, cellular component: transcription repressor complex; nucleus. The transcript is spliced from 4 exons. The record is from RefSeq and is a predicted model, not a curated record. Gene Ontology annotation, biological process: negative regulation of transcription by RNA polymerase II. Gene Ontology annotation, molecular function: protein binding.